Messenger RNA from Colletotrichum destructivum, 2469 nucleotides. RefSeq lists its product as uncharacterized. The coding region runs from base 1 to 2469 and encodes 822 amino acids. Lineage: Eukaryota; Fungi; Ascomycota; Sordariomycetes; Glomerellales; Glomerellaceae. The record is from RefSeq and is a predicted model, not a curated record. The transcript is spliced from 3 exons.
AUGUCUGACUCUGGUGACCCCGCUGAGGGAAUCCAGGUGAGAGGAUCAUCGCGUUCGGACACUCCUAGCGAACCGAAAAGCCGGAAAUUCCAGGUCCCAAUCCCUAGAAAGUUCACUGGCCUUCUCGAGGAGGACUCAUGGGGCGACUGGAUUAACUUCGAACUUGGAAUGACGAACUCCCCGGUAUACAAUUCCACAUACAUCGUCUUCCUUGCCGAAAGUUACCAAGACCGAGGCCUCUAUGGCCGCAGACUGUUUGACGAGUUCCAAAACGACUUCGAAGGCUGGAACGCCGAUUACUUCGACAACACCAUUAAGAACGCAGCACAAUGGAUGAGAGAUACACUGUACUGGCAUGGCAUUUUCUUUCCCAUGGACAAUACUCUGAUCUCGACUGCUCUUGCCCAGCUUGUUACUCAAGAGGAGUUCCACGUGUGGACUGAAGGAGAGAUCAAGAAGGCAAAGACCAGGCCACAGUUCAAAAAGAACUACAACAGCAUUCCUGACUUCGCUGAGGAUAUCACGUACGAGCCAGAAAGCAUUGAGGAUAUCCGUGCAGAGAUUGAGGCCAUUCGAGCCUCGUCACGACGCAUAGGAACACCGGCAAGAAACCCCCUUCCCAUACAUGUUGUGGGCGACAGUCUCACAGCAAGGCAACUUACAGACCUGACAAAGCUCUAUAGCGAUGACUUCAAGUAUGGCGGUGAGAAGUACGAAGUCUUCGAGCGGAGACUCAUGAUCUUCCGCGACAAGUGCAGCAAAGUAGGGAUUGCCCAGAGCCAAUGGAACGGCGCCCUGGACAUCAUGCUGAGGGGGCGCGCGCUGCAAUACUACUAUGACUACCUUUGUGAUCCGACCAAACCGAUGGAUUUCCACUCCAGAGGAGUAGCCAUCCAAGCCAGGUUUGAAACCCACGAGACGCAGCAGUUAUAUUUGUCAGAAUGGCGUACGACAACCCUCCCGCGAAUCCUCCAGGAAAACCCCGGCAAAAACAGGCUGGAAGCCCUGGAGAUUCUCAUCGAGAGGCUUGUCAGAAUACAUCAAGCCCUACCACGCGCACAACGCGAGUCGCCCGACUUGCUACGCGACCAGUUGCUGAACGCCUGCCGCGAAGUGGAAGAAUGCCAAUUGGCGAUCUUCGCCCCGGCUCCCACCUUCGAGGGCGUGUGCGGCAACCUCCGCGCAGCCGUCGGAACAGCCCUGCAGCUGAAGGCCCGUCAAUUCGUCGCCGAACCGCACGACCAGUACUGGACUGACCGACGAUACAACGGCCACGGAAAAGAAUCCCGCUAUGGCCGCAACGGUCCGCAAAACCGCAGACCCUCCCGCUACGGCAACGGUAGCCGCCGCAACGGCCCCAGUUCGGCGCCGAAUAAGCGGUGCUACGUCUGCGGCAAAUCCGGUUGUUGGUCAAACAAACACAGCGAUGACGAACGUCGCCAGGCAUAUAGCCGCUACAAGAACAACCCAGACACGCAAGACCGCUCUUCAGCUGGAUACCACCAGUACCUUGCUUGGUAUGAAGGAUAUGAGGAGUACGAACCCGCCAACAGCAACAACCACAACGACCAGUACCACCAAGAUGCAGACACCAGCAGCAGCGACGAAGAAGAUAACGAACCCAAAGAGAAAGAACACUUCUUUACGUCCUUCUUCACAGCCGGCACCACCAUUAACGGCCGCACAAUCACCGAGAUACUGGCUGAAAGAUCAAUCCGCCACGCAUUGACAGGUGACAACGAAUUCCAAAACAUGCCACACGCAGGCGAGUUCGCAUCAUCAGCGGACCUAUAUACAUAUCUAAAGGGAUUAUGUGCAUCGUUUGCAGCCGAAGGAAGGUAUUCUGACCGAGUCUUCCAUGGGAUAAUGCCAGAUACUGGUGCUGCAGAGAUUUCCAGCGCAGGGCAGCCUCAGUUCCUUGCCCUGCAACGCCGACUUCCAACUGUCACCCUAGAUACUUCAACAGCUGGGAGCGCGAAGAUACGAUUUGGCGAAGGGAGAGUCAUUGCAUCACUAGGAUCUACGAAGAUUCCUACCCCCUUUGGCCCUAUCUCAUUCCACAUCAUGCCAUGCGACACCCCUUUCCUCCUCUGCCUACGCGACAUGGACUGCUUCAGGAUCAAGUUCGACAAUCUCAAGAACUAUCUCCAGCAAGGCAAUAUAAAAGUACCUGCCCAAAAGUCUUCCGCUCAACAGCAGUCAAACCCUUCCACACUGACCCUGACGAUGUUGCUGGACAACCCGCCGCGGAAUCCCCCACGCGUGAGGAUGACGAUCCAGCAAUCACUCCUAACGGCGAAGAAGGAGAAACACUCGAUGAAACCGUCGUUAGCGAAGACGAAGAACCCGAGGCACCUCCGCCGCGCCGACGACCAGGUCGUCCUCGCAAGAACCCGCUCGUUACAGAACAGCGCCGAGGACCAGGUCGCCCGCGCAAGAAUCCCCCUGUGCCUACGCAACGCCGCCUAA